Lathyrus oleraceus (garden pea) is the source of this 1519-nucleotide messenger RNA. RefSeq lists its product as uncharacterized. NCBI's taxonomy places the organism in Eukaryota, Viridiplantae, Streptophyta, Magnoliopsida, Fabales, Fabaceae. The transcript is spliced from 2 exons. Bases 142 to 873 code for a protein of 243 amino acids. The record is from RefSeq and is a predicted model, not a curated record.
AGAGCUUAUAGUUGUACCUCCACCCAAAACCCUCACUCACUUUCCUUUUCCUCUCUCCCACAUCUCGUUUCUCCUCUUCCCUCCAUUUUCACUUCCUCUUUCAAAAAAGCACUUAUUUACACAAAUUUUCAUCUUCAUAACAUGGACCAUCAACCUAACUCUCUUCUAAAUUGGGCUUACUUCUGCCAAGGAAAGUCAAUGGAGGAACUGAGACAAUCACUUCUAUACACAAGUCUAGAGCUUGAACAAACAAGAACUCUAGCUCAAGAAGAACUCACAAAAAAAGAUGAACAACUAACCAACCUCAAGGAUCUAAUCAGCAACAUCAUUCAAGAAAGAGAUGAAGCUCAAGAGAAAUGUCAAAGACUUCUCUUAGAGAAUCUACUUUUCCACCAACAGAAUGCUCCACUUUCUGGAGUUUCCAGCAUUGAAGAUGAACCAAUCACAACAAAAAGAUCAAUUGACUCAAACAACAAUGGUUGUUUCUCUCUGUCUUCAUCAGAUUGCGAAGAAAGCAUUGUUUCUUCGCCGGUUAUCGUCGACCAAUCCAUGAUUGAUAUACUAACACCAACCAAACCAUUGCCUGAAAAAGGUAAACUUUUGCAGGCAGUGAUGAAAGCUGGUCCUUUGCUGCAAACUCUUCUUCUUGCUGGACCACUUCCUCAGUGGAAACACCCUCCUCCACCUCUUGAGUCCUUUGAGAUUCCACCUGUCUCCAUACCUAAGAUCCUCCAUCAAGAUUCAAUUUUUAGUCCCAAUAUUGAUACUACUAAUGCUAAUUCUCAGUGUGGAAGAGUAAAUAGGAAAAGGGUGUUUUUUGAUGACUCUGAUUCUCCUAAUCAGAAUAAGUACCAAAGGGUUGUACUUCACUGAUUUCUACUCAGAAAGAUUUUACCAUAUAGAUUUUAAUUUAGUUAUAUAGUUCAAGUUUAAAUGAGUUAGGUCAAUCUGGUUUUAACAAAAAAAGAUUACUCGAGUUUCAACAAAAUUACGGUAUCGUUAUGAUUCUGUCAAAUUCACUGUGAUUGCAAACAUUGCAGAAUCAUAGGAUUUUUAAGGUUAGAGGACUAAUCUAGUAUAUGUAUAGUGUGUUUUUUGAUUUAGGUUUUUUUAGGAGGAAAUAUUUGGGGUGAAGAAUUUGUCAAAUCUUCACAAUCUUACUUUUGCUUUUUGAUGCAAAAGAGGAUUUGAUUUUGUUUGAAGUUAUUAUUGUGCAACAAAGAGAUGUUGUGUGUGUGUGUUGUGUUUGUGAGUGAGAUUGAUGUAUAGGAUGAGAUGAUGAAAAAUGAAGAGAAAAAUUGGGUGUGGAGUGGUUGGUUUGGGAGGUGAGUGUGACCAACAACAACCAAAAAGCUAUGGUCUUUGAGGUUUGUUUGUUGGUUUGGGGUGGACCCAAAAGUUAGAAUUAGUAUCUAUUACUGGUGUUAUAUGUAUGAUUAUGUUAUGCUUUUGCUAGAUAAGUUAUGAUUAUUCAGAUCUUAACUUUUCUUUCUUACAUCAAUAGAAAUAUUAAUCUCUA